GCGGAAGUAAAGUAUCAAGUACUUCGUGAUCGUUGUAGUGCAUGGUACUGCAAUUUAGAACUGCGAUUAGCAGUAACUAUCGAAGUGAUUGUUUAAGUUGUGGGAUUGUAAUUCUGCCAUUGUAGUUGGUGUAUUAUUGUUGUUCGUAUGCGAAGUAUGAUAGAGAUAUUUGUGUAGAGUAUAGUGUAUUAUCCUGAAACUACGGUUACAUCCCCAGUUCACAAAAUAUUUGCCAUUAAAAUGGCGGAUGAAUGUGAUAAAGAGGAGUCUCCUCCAGACGCUUAUGAUGACGAUAAAGAUAAUGAAGAACCAUCCGACGAUGAUGAAGAAGAUUAUCGGCCAAUGCAAAAGUCAAGAGGGAGAGGAAAUUUUAGAAAUCGAGGACGGGGGGCACCUCAUGAUUUUGGACCACCAAGAGGUCCUCCACCAGGACAUGGUCCACCAAGAUUCCGUGGGCGGGGUUAUGGACCAAGGGGACCUCCUUUCAGAGGUCCACCACCACCUCACUUCGGUGGUCCUCGUGGUCCCAGAUUUCGUGGACCACCACCGUUUGAUCCUAACUGGGGACCAAUGCCACCUCCAGGAAUGCAUCCACAUCCACAUAUGAUGGGUCCACCCCCACCAGGAAUGCCACCUCCCCACAUGAUGGGUCAUAUGGGCAUGCCUCCACCUGGUCCAGGACCAUAUGGCCCACCUCCAAUGGGCUGUCCUCCUCCUCAGCAGCAGCCUCCUCCAUUGAAUUCAGCUGGAAGCCCUGGAAACAGCAUGCCACCAGGAAAUUCACCUAAUGUCAAUUUGCCUGGUAUGGAUUUAACAGGGGAAAUUUGGGUAGAAACCAAAGCAAGUGAAGGAAAAUCUUAUUUCUACAAUGCUCGAACUAGAGAGACGACAUGGAGCAAACCAGAAGGUCCUGCAGUGAAAAUAAUUACCCAAGAACAGGUGGAAGUGAUGGCACAAGCUGCAGGAGUUAACUCUGGUGGUCCCAACCAUCCAACACCAGUACAAAUGCCACCACAGGUUCAGCCUGUACCUUCUCAGAAACAAGAUUCUGAGGGAAACAAUACACAACCUCCUGGUGGAGGUGGAAUGCCCAACACAAUGCAGCCGCCUCCUGGCAUGAUGCAAGGACCACCGCCUGGCAUGCCACCCUUUGGUGGCCCCCCUCCACAUUUUGGAGGGCCUCCUCCAUUUGGCAUGCCACCUCCAGGUUUUCCUGGGGGGUAUGGUGGUGGAGGAUAUGGUGGAAUGGCACCUCCUGGUGGUCCAUGGGGCAUGCCUCCUCAGGGAAUGGGAAUGCCACAACAGCAACCACCCCAACAGCAUCAACAGCAACCCCCUCCACAGCAGCAUCCACCACCCCAGCAGCAGCAGCCUCAACAGUCAUCUACAAUUUCUGCACCUCCUAUGACAGCAGGUCAGGUGGCUAAUGCAGCACCAGGCCAACCACAAGAUGACAAUUCACAGAUUGAUCCUGAUAUAGUCGCAAGAGCUGCUGAGUGGACAGAACACAAAGCUCCUGAUGGACGAUCAUAUUACUAUAACGCCAAAGCUGGUGAAUCUGUUUGGGAGAAACCUCAGGCUCUAAAAGAUUUGGAAACUGCAAAGCUUGCUGCUGCGCAAGGUGUCUCAACUGUCCCCAGUGCACCAGCAGCACUGUCUUCUGCAAGUCCUAAGGGUUCAUCAGAUGGUGAGACUGAGCCUUUGAGCCAACCUGCAGUUAAUGAAACUGCCAUAACCAAUGGUGAAACAACUAAAGAGCCUGAAAGUGAUAAUGAAAAGGAUGAAAAGAUGGUGGUUGAAGAGGAAGAGAUGAGGAAGAAGCGUGAAGAGGAAGAAGAGCGAGCUAAAGAAUUGCAGAAGGCACAGGAUAAAUCAAGGCCUGUUUCUAGUACUCCUGUACCAGGCACGCCAUGGUGUGUUGUGUGGACAGGAGAUGGUCGUGUUUUCUUUUACAAUCCAUCAUCACGUACGUCAGUAUGGGAGCGUCCUGAAGAUCUGGUGGGCCGUACAGAUGUGGAUAAGAUGGUGUCCAGCCCGCCUGAUACACCAAAUUCAACACAGACCUCAUCUCUGAGCAAUAAUAAUUCCUCGGGGGUUACAAAGAGGGUAGCAACUAGCAAUGACAGCAGUGAUGAUGAUCAUCCAACACCUUCCAAAAAGAGCAAAAAGGAUGACCAACCAGUCAAAGAGGAACCAAAGGAGCAGCCAAAGCCUGACAAAAAGCAGAUUGAUAUUGGAAAAGAAGCGGCUAUCGAGGCAGAGGUGCGAGCUGCUAGGGAAAGGGCCAUUGUACCACUUGAGAUACGCAUCAAGUCAUUUAAAGAAAUGUUGGCAGAAAAGGAGGUUUCUGCUUUCAGCACAUGGGAGAAGGAACUGCAUAAAAUAGUUUUUGAUCCUAGGUAUCUCCUUUUAACAUCUAAGGAGCGAAAGCAGGUAUUUGAGAAGUAUGUCAAGGAACGGGCUGAGGAGGAGCGCAGAGAGAAGAGAAAUAAAAUGAGAGAACGUAAAGAGGAAUUCAGACGAUUGAUGGAAGAAGCAGGACUCCAUGGGAAAUCAUCCUUUAGUGACUUUGCCCAGAAGCAUGGGAAAGAUGAAAGAUUUAGAAACAUAGAGAAGAUGCGUGAACGUGAGAGUUUAUUUAAUGAAUACUUGCUGGACGUGAGGAAACGGGAGAAAGAGGAGAAGGUGAUGCGGCGUGAACAGGUGAAACGUGACUUCGUUGCUCUCUUGCGAGAACAUGCGGACAUUGAUCGCCAUUCACGCUGGAGCGAUGUGAAGAAGAGGCUUGAUAUGGAUCCUCGCUAUAAAGCAGUAGAAUCAAGUUCUGCACGAGAAGAUUGGUUUCGUGAAUAUGUCAAGGCCUUGAAGGAGGAACGCAAGCGUGAGAAGGAGAGAGAUCGAGAGAAACGUGACAAAGACAAGCGAGAGAUUAAAGAUAAAGCAGAUAAAGAGAGAGACAAGGACAAGGAGAAGGAAAAGGAAAAGGAGAAAGAAAAGGAAGUAGAUGAGAAUGAUGCAACUGAGGAUGAGAAUGUAAACAAUUCUGAUGAUGAACGUGAAAAGGAGCAGAAAGAUAAGGAGAGGCAAGCUCGUAUGGAGGCAAGUUUGCGAGAGAGGGAAAAGGAAGUACAGCGCACACUUGCAACACACCUACGGGAUCGUGACAAGGAACGUGAACAGCAUAAACAUGAUGAGGCUGUGCAACACUUUAAUGCUUUAUUGGCUGAUCUGGUACGUAAUGCAGAGCUGGCAUGGCGUGAAGCCAAGCGACAGCUGCGGAAAGAUCACCGUUGGGAAUUGGCUGAGCUAUUGGACCGUGAAGAGAAGGAGAAACUGUUUAAUCAGCACAUUGAACAGCUGACUAAGAAGAAGAAGGAGAAGUUCAGAGAACUGUUGGAUGAGACAGGGGAAGUAACAUUAACUAGUUCCUGGAAGGAGAUAAAGAAAUUGAUCAAAGAAGAUCCAAGAUACAGCAAAUUCUCAUCUAGUGACAGGAAAUGUGAGCGGGAGUUCAAAGAGUAUAUAAAAGACAAGUUGGUUGCAGCCAAAGCAGAUUUUAGAGAAUUAUUACAGGAGACAAAACUUAUCAACCAUAAGUCACUGAAAUUAGUACAAGAGAAUGAACAACACAUUCGUGAAAUCGAGGACAUUCUGAAGAAAGAUCGUCGUUACUUGGUUCUGGACUAUAUGCCUGACGAAAGGACUAAACUAAUUGUCACAUAUCUAGAAGAUUUGGAUAAGCGAGGCCCGCCCCCACCACCAACUGCCUCAGAACCCACUCGGAGACCUACCAAGUGAGCAUAUUUUAAGCUGCUGAUUGCUAACCUCAUCUUUCAUAUGAAGACAUAUACAAGUGUGGAAAGUGCUUGCUGUACAGGAGAACAAGUUCAAAGUUUGCAUAUGUUAGGGUUAUGCGUGGGGUUUCAUUGCACUGACAGGUAGUAUAUCAGAAAUUUGUACCGCAGAUUCAUUCACAUUAUGGUUUUUAUCUUGAAUACUUCAUGGUCUGAGGGAGCAUUGUUAAUUAAGUAGAUGUACAUUGCAAUGUGAUGCACUAUUAAACAGAACUGGGUCUGAUAUAUGCUCUACCCAGCUUUAUUGUUAACCCCUUUUAUGGCAGCAUUGUAUCUCCAUUAUCCCAUUACCAGUCCUGAUCAUUCAAAACAUUUUGUGUAUAUAGAUACACAAUGGUGACAUGUCUUGGCUUUGUAGUGUUUCUUCUUUCAUCCUGUAUGAUGCAGUAUGUGUUAUAAUAUAAAAAUGCAUUUCAAAUUUGCCAUUGAAGGGGUUAGGACCACACAGUUUCAUUGGUAAAUUGAUAUAUUUUAAAAUACACUCAUAACACUAUAGUUCACAUUGUCUCAGUAUAUUAGAAGUUAUAUAUAAAAGUGUGCCACACAUUGUGAGUGUUACACUUCAUGACUAAGGAAGGCAGGAAACACACGCAUAAAACAACCCAGCCCCUGUUCAUUAACACACUGAUUCUGUUACAUUUAUAUGUCCUCUUUUGUUUUAUCACAUAUAAUAAUAAUUGAAACAGGAAAAUGUAUGCAGUAGUACCAUGUGUAAUUGACAUUAAAUUUUAGCAUGAUAGAGGUAAAACACCUCAUACAUUAUGAAAUGGCUUUGUGUUUUCAUCCAGUGACUGGUGACCAUCUGAAAGGCUGUUUAUUGUUUUUUUGGGUUUUUUUUUUUUGGUUUGUUUGUUUUUUAAUUCCACGUCAUUUAUAAGGAAAAUGUAUCACCACUGCAUUUAUAAGAUUAUAAUAAAUUCCUUGUAGAGUGAACCAGUUUUUUAAAUUACUUUAGAAAUAGAGCUGCAUUAGGUUAUAUUGUAUUCUUGGAAAAGUGAAAACAUUUUAGAUUGGGUAUGUUAGAUUUGGUGCACAUGUGGAAGUUGCAGCAUCAUUUAUAUGGGAUUAUGACAUAAUAUUAUUAGCAUGUGUUUGUAGUUGGUAUCUCAGGAUAUUUGGAAGAAUUAAAUGAGAAAAUCUCAUUUGAUAAUAUAAGGUUAGUAUUGUUUGUGAAUGGAGAUGGUACAAGGUUUUGAAAGUGUUGUUAGGAGUGCUUACUGAGAAUUAAAAAUUGUUAUAAAACAUUUAAUCUCAGAUUUAUUUAAGCAAAUUUUCAGUAAUGUUUGAUGCGGUGAAACAUGAAUUUUGGGUGUGAAAUCUUGUUUUUACACGUAGUUAACUUCAGUGUGCAGAAUUCAAUUAAAAUGAAACGUGUUAUAUCACAUACAAGAAUACUAAGUUGUAAACUGAAAACCAACAUUCCAGGGGACGGGAUGUUUAAAUAUUUUAAGAACUUAUAAUUUGUUCACAGUCAUUAACCUGAAAGUAUGCCAGGGUUAGUAUUGGUAUAUUUGGGGUGCACAGGAGUUUUAAAAUUACACAUGAGAGAAAUAUUUGCUCUUGUAUCAUGUAGAGACAAAACAUAUGAGUGUUUUACACAUAGGUUUUAUAAUUACUUCAUCACUGCAUCACAUUUGAAAAUGUUUAUAAAUCCAGUAGUUGCAAGUGAUAACAGUUUUCAUAAUUUUUGCCCUUUACACAGUGUUUUGGGUCUAUAGUACAUGUCCAAGCAUGUAUUGGCAAUCAAAUAUGUAAAUAUGUAUGUUCAGGGAUAUGCUGAUACCAAAUUUUGAGAUUCAAAAUAAAGUAAUUGCUUUGAA
Messenger RNA from Zootermopsis nevadensis, 5674 nucleotides. RefSeq names its product transcription elongation regulator 1. Gene Ontology annotation, molecular function: transcription coregulator activity; RNA polymerase binding. The record is from RefSeq and is a predicted model, not a curated record. Gene Ontology annotation, cellular component: nucleus. NCBI's taxonomy places the organism in Eukaryota, Metazoa, Arthropoda, Insecta, Blattodea, Termopsidae.